Messenger RNA from Vigna unguiculata (cowpea), 1454 nucleotides. RefSeq names its product protein LATERAL ROOT PRIMORDIUM 1-like. The record is from RefSeq and is a predicted model, not a curated record. Gene Ontology annotation, molecular function: DNA-binding transcription factor activity; DNA binding. Lineage: Eukaryota; Viridiplantae; Streptophyta; Magnoliopsida; Fabales; Fabaceae. Gene Ontology annotation, biological process: positive regulation of DNA-templated transcription. Gene Ontology annotation, cellular component: nucleus.
UAAACUCAUUAACCAUUUUUAUUAUUAUUUCUUCCCUAUCUUUGCUUUUUAAAAUUCAAACCAUGUUUUGCAUCAAAAGAAUGGAAACUCAUGUUCUGAUGCAAUUCAAUUCUCUUCUCUCCAUAUAAUAGCACAAGACUUCAUCAACAACACCACACCAGCAACAAGAUAAAGAUCUCAGAGCUUGUGACUUGUGACUUGUUUUGUUCCAAUGAGCAUGUUAGGCCUGAGAGACCUAGUUCUCAUAGCUCAAACACCUUCCCUGCACCAACCCCAACCCAUCUCAGAAAACCAAACUCCCAACCUUCCUCUUCCUUCUUCCGCCGCUCUCAGUGUUGGCUUUGGCAUUUUCCCUCUCCUCACUGCCACACCCUGUGUUCCACACCCUCACCAAACCAAUGAGAUUCAAGACUGCGCUGGUGGUGCUGCUGGCAACACCACCACCACCACCACCACCAACUAUUGGAACCUCAAGAUGUGCCCAGAAGUGAAUCCUCCGAAGAAGGGUGUGAUCAACAUGGUUGAUGACGAUGAGGAGGAUGAUGAGGAUGAUGAGAGACAUCAUCAUCAUCAUAAUCAUCAUAAUCACCAUAAGGGUGUGAUGGAGAGCGAAGAAAACGGGAUUUAUGGACCUGACUUUAGGGUGUGUCAAGAUUGUGGCAACAGGGCCAAAAAAGAUUGCAUCUUUAGAAGAUGCAGGACCUGUUGCAAGGGACGUGGAUACGAUUGCAGCACUCACGUGAAGAGCACGUGGGUCCCUUCAAUUCGCCGCCGGGAGCGGGACACGGUGCUUCCUUCCGCCGGUGGCAGUAAGAGGCCAAGAGCUAUAGUGGGGUCCUCACAGAACGCCACUGCCACUUCUCACAGCUCCAACUCCAAUAACGCUACAACACCUAAAAGCUUAGCCACAAUCUCUUCUCACCAAGAUGCGAGCUUCAAACAGUCUUUACCCGGUCAUGUUCGUGCACCUGCAGUGUUCAAGUGUCACAGAGUCUCUGCCAUUGGGAAUGGUGAAGAUGAGUUUGCAUACUUGGCAACGGUGCAUAUCAGUGGCCAUGUCUUCAAAGGGUUUCUCUAUGACCAUGGAGUUGAAGGGAAAAUUGCAAAUGCAGUGCCUUGUGUUUCGGAACUGCAACUGGGAAACAAUUGCAGUGCCAAGAACAGAGAAUGUUCUUCUGCAAUUGGACUUCACAAUAACAACAAUGCAUACCCUGCUUCUGCCACCUGAACAUUUCUUAGCAGGUGAUGGGUGAUGAGUUUGAUGAAAGGAAAGAAGUUGAUUUUGCAGAUUUUCUGGGAAAAGAUCUUAAUUGUGUAAAUUUCUCUUCCAAAAGUGUUUAUAUUCAUGCACAAAGCUUUGAGGGGCCCUUUAAAUUUGGUGUACCAGAUCAGGGACAUCGAUGCUGAGGAAUUUUAAUUCAAGUUUUCAUAUUUUUAUUUAAAGCUUUAUGUCA